UUGAAAUUAGAGUUUGAAUCUGUCGCUGGCGUCACCAUGGCCCGGGACACAUCAAGCCACGUCGGACAACAUCGGACCGUCGGUCAGGCAACUUGGUUUAUUGUGUUCCACGCGUCGGUUUGACGUGUUCAAAUAAACAAAUUGACCCCGACGAAAGCAGACGUGCCGUUGCUAGGCUGAGAAUGCGUUGACACGCAACGGCACGUCUGCUUUCGUCGCUGCUAGUUCUUUGCCAUCGGUUUGUUGUGUCCCGGGCUUUCACCGUCUGCACAACUGCCGCUGAGGAAACACACUCCAAACAACAACGGCGGUCCAUUUAAGAGUCGUUUUAGAAGAACACAACAUUCAAAAGCCGAAACUUCCAACAGGAAUUCCAAAUACAGUGGAAGAUCUUGUUUCCAUAGUUACUGAAACUUUUCAAUUGCAUGGGGAAAUUGGACUACUAUACCAAGACAAACACUUUGACAAUGAGUUUUUCAGUGUCACCUCAACUGCUGACUUGUAUGACAAGGCCACUGUCAAAGUGAUCCUAAAAGAGCCGACAAUAACCCUUGACCUACACCCAGUACUUGAAUCAUCUACAUUGAGUUCAGUGAGCACCUAUCCUGCAAGUACUACUGAAACGGACAUCUGCCCCGCAGAUCAUGAUGCAUCCUCAGAGGUGUCAAACUACGCAUCGUCAAGUUCCAGUGACACCAUUAUUCUCCCCGAUUCAUGUCCGCUCUGCUGCAUGGCCAGUGCCAUUCCAAUUACCGGAGUUUUCCCGAGACCUAGAACUCAUCCUCGCAGAGGCAAACAACUCCUAUGAUGCCACUGGAAGACACUUCAUGGAUGCCAGUGUUAAAUCAGCAAUAAUGCAAGAGCUUGCAAAAGUAAUUUUUUCUUACACUGCUUACCCAACCAAUCAGCAAAUCCUCUCAGUGGCUGAAGCCUUGGUUUCUAAGUUUCCGUGUCUUAGGAAGCCGGGAUCAUUUGCAGGCUUAUAUGGCUGGCAGCAGCGCAUAAAAAACAAGAUGCACAAUUACCGUGCCAAGCUAAGAUCUCGAAAAUAUUCUUACCCGGAAAUUGAAAUCAACACCUUAAAAAGGAAGCAUCCAGGUGAUGCAGUGCCUUCGAAAAAUAUAAAAAAGCCCAAAAAAGCAGAGGUUAAUUACCUCCCUCCGCACCCUACUGGUGAAAGCCAAGAGACUCUGGAGAAAGAGAGGCUUGAAUUAAUUUUUGAAAUUACAAAGAAAAACAAUGCAAAGAUAAUUGCAGAUAAAAUGAAUAAAACCUUCUCUAGCCGAAGAGUUGAAGUGGUCAGCCUCAGCCCCUCUGUGGGUGUGUUUAAAGAAAGGUGGCCAGCAUUAUUCACUGAGGCUCAGAUCAAGGAGGAGUUUAGACGCAUCACAACAGUUUCCUUGGAGGAGACAUUCAUGCGGAAGCUCGAUGAGUACACACCAGGUCUAAUGCGUGCCAAAGGAGGAGCAGCUGGUUGCAAGAUGCGUCCUCUGCUGGACACUUUAAAUGACAUUUUUGAGCCAACCCAGCAUUUAUCAGGCGAAGGGGCAGGGUUCACUCUGGACAGACACAGAACAUUGAGAAAAAAAAGAGAUGCUGUUGUCUGCUGCCUCAUUAACUACCUCGGUGAAAGACAAGAAGAUCUUUUCCAUGACUGCCAGCCAAAAGGCCUGGCCCCCAUCUUGGGAACCGCAGGAGAACAUGGGAAUGACUGUAUCAUAAAGGAAAGUCUGCUAAAAAUACUGUUGUCACAUUGAUGGUGCAAAGAAACAAAUGUUGUGUCUCUUAAACUGGGCCAUGUGGACAACAAUAAAGUUGUAUUGCACAGAAUUGAUUACAAUCUAAUGAAAUAGUAUUUGUUUUAUAAAUCUGUUUCAUUAUUUGUUCAUUAGGGCUGGGUGUUGGGAAGGACCUCAUCACAUCCAAUAUUUCCAUUAUCCAAAAGACCAAUCGUUGUAUUGUACAGUUUGCCUUUUCACUUCCUUCCACCAGAGAAACUAGUCUGCAUUGUCUGGCACUUCCUAUCAGCAUUUCACAAUAAAAGUUCUGUUGCGGGUUUUCUUGUUGUUUCUCCUUCUCUGAAAACAUGGAAUUGACAUUUUUACUAGAGUACUUGAGGGUGUAUAAAUAUCUCUCAUUUUGUCCUAUGACAAAGUUUCAUUUUCACCUCAUUCUGGCCCCAUAUAUUCAAGCUCGUUAAUAAAGCACAAGCACGCCUGUAUGUACAAUAGUAACCCCAAAAACUAUAAAAUACCAAAAUAAUAGAACUUUACACACAAAAAGAUAUCCCCCUAUAUUCAUAUUGAGCAAAACGUAUGAAAUAAGACUUAUUUUUAGCUUUUACUGUCUUUUAACAUAAUACAUUCACAUUUAUGGGAACAGGUAUGUGCAAUAUACACAAUAAAGGAUAAAACUUUGUGAAAAAUAUAUGUAAUGCUAUUUUUGUUUUCAUUUAUAAAUAUUUAAUAUGUAUCAAUAUAUAACCAUACAUGGUCAACGCAUAUAUUGCAGUAUAUUGAUAAAUAUAAGCACUAGUUUCGCAUAUGUAUAUAUGAAAGGUAUUAUGCAAUAUAUUAUAUUUUGCAGUAUAUUCCCAGAUAUUUUUUGUUCCGUAGGAGUAACCUUUUUAAUCCUUGUAGUACAAGGUAUAUAGCCAGCUUUGGUGUUAAGAAUAACCUUACAGUUGCAUUUUGUUUUCAUAAUCUUCGUUCAGUGAAUGCAUUAUCUUUAGUUGUAUCUUUAGUUCGUUGCUAUGGUGGUUGCUAUUGAUGUUGCUAUCGCUGAAACCACGUAGCUUGCAUUACGUACUUCUGCCCAGAAGUAUUUUCUUCACAGACACCCGCUUUUUCUUUUUUUUUCUUUUUUUAAUCUUUAUUGACUUUCUAUUAAACCAAUGAACAUUUUUACAGCACAUAUUGGACCAAAUGUAUACAGACACCCGCUUUUUAAAUGAUAUCUUCAACAUCUCUCCACAGAAAAACAAAUUGAUAACUCAACAAUACGUUAUGUUCAUGUUAAGGCUAUCACCUUUAAUAAUUUCUCCUUGGAAAAUGAGAAAACAUUUUUUACCAGUUUUUGGUAGCAUACGGUUACGGAAGUGCUUUGUGUUGUGGGCGGAGUUUGCGCGUUGUACUCCUGUUUUGGCUAAAAUAUCUGAAAUAAACCAACAUAUCUACUUUUUGUUAACAUAGAUCAUCUAGAUGCAGUGCAAUUACUAGUUUGGCUGAACUAGAUAUUUAAUAUAUCCAGUAGAUUAUCUUUUUACAACCCUAUUGUACAACCCUACUUUGCA
Cyprinus carpio (common carp) is the source of this 3292-nucleotide messenger RNA. RefSeq lists its product as uncharacterized. Lineage: Eukaryota; Metazoa; Chordata; Actinopteri; Cypriniformes; Cyprinidae. The transcript is spliced from 6 exons. Bases 645 to 1757 code for a protein of 370 amino acids. The record is from RefSeq and is a predicted model, not a curated record.